UCCACAAUGACAUACCAGGUACACUUCCGUUCGUAUAGGAUUGUAUCAUCAAUGAAACCCUCAUUGCAUUCAUGGCGUCAAGUACGUCCCUCGCAUCCUCCCUAUAUGUUUCUCACUUCCUAUCGACAUGGAACGCUCGUGGCUUCGAGUUCGGCGCAGUGCUCUUCCUGGCCACAAUCUAUCCCAACACGCUGCUUCCAAUGUCAAUAUAUGCCCUAGUCCGUGCUCUUGCAGCUGUCGCCUUCUCUCCUAGCGUCGGCAAGUUCAUCGACGCGGGCAAUCGCCUGACUGUCAUUCGUAUCUCCAUCCUAGGACAGCGAGAUGCCGUCGCAGCAUCUUGCGGGAUAUUUCUUAUACUGUUCUACCAGAAGGAUGCGCUUCCCAACUCUACGCGGAUACUGCUACUCACCGUGCUGGCCUUGUUAGCAUGCGUGGAGAAGCUCUGCUCAAUCAUGAACACUGUGGCCGUGGAACGAGACUGGGUCGUUGUCAUUGCAAAUGAAGAUGAAGCGAGGCUUCAGAUCUUGAACGCGCAAAUGCGGCGGAUCGAUCUCUUUUGCAAGCUGGUAGCGCCACUAGCCGUGGCUUUACUACAUGGAUGGUCUCCCAAUAUUGCUGUUUGGUCGACCUUGGGUACCAACGUCAUUUCGGUCGGUGCUGAGUAUUUCCUCAUUGCAAGAGUGUUCAAUCGCGUUCCAGAAUUGGCGGAACACAGGGGCCCCUCGGCAGUUGGUAAUGAUGACCUUGACGGUAUUGAGCGCUCUUCAGAGCAGGCGCAACCAUCUGCGGGAAAUUCUUUCUUCGCACGAUAUUUGGCACCGGUCGUUCACCCGCUCAACAUCUAUGUUCGACAGACGGCUUUCCUACCUUCCUUUUCCUUAUGCAUGCUACAUUUGACCGUGUUAUCUUUCGCAGGUCAAAUGACGACGUUUCUAUUGGCCGUGCCACAACCAAAAAUCACCUCUACAACGGUGGGUGUUUUGAGGACGAUUGCCACAGUGUCGGAGCUUUCUGCGACAUUCCUGGCUCCGAGAAUAAUGUCGCAGAUUGGUCCAGUACGGAGUGGGAUAUGGUUCCUGUCAUGGCAGCUAACAUGGUUGACUUGCGCCGUCGGGAUUCUCUGGUUCGAUAUGCCUGCGUCUCCGCGAGCGGCCGUACCAAUAUUCGUUUCGGGUGUUAUUCUGUCUCGAUCUGGGCUAUGGUCUUUCGAUCUUUGCGCACAGCAGAUGAUACAAGAAUCUAUAACAGCAUCUCACCGUGGGACCUUCUCAUCAGUCGAGAUGUCCCUGCAGAAUUUCUUUGAACUAUGCGCUUUUGCGACAACAAUCAUUUUUCCUCGACCAAACCAGUUCGGAUAUCCGGCACUGGUUUCACUUGUGGCCCUCUAUUGUUCUGCUGUCUUGUACGCCAAAUUCGUCCGAGACCGUCGUGGACAUCUUUUGCACAUGCCAUCAUGCCUCAAGAAGGCUCGAGAACACCAAUAUCAGUCCCUGUCGUCGUCGGAAAUCGACUAAAGACUGGCUGUUACAAAUCCCAUUUAUCAUUGGACGAUCCCAGCCAUUAGGCCAUGUGUCAAGCAGAUGCAUUAUCCAGACACGGUACCGGCAAGCUGCAGCAUCGUCUCUCCUGUGAUGCCAAGCGGGAGUUGCAGGGCGUUGCUUACCUAGCCUGCAACACGCAGGCAGCAGUCGCAUACUGGACAUACUUGGACCGCUAGCCGGGCAUCAAUCGGGUUAUAAAAUGCGCUGGGAGAUUUCCCCGCGUGCAACGCAAUUUC
Exophiala viscosa is the source of this 1777-nucleotide messenger RNA. Its product is annotated as Ferroporti-1. Gene Ontology annotation, biological process: iron ion transmembrane transport. Gene Ontology annotation, cellular component: membrane. The transcript has a single exon. Gene Ontology annotation, molecular function: iron ion transmembrane transporter activity. Bases 72 to 1514 code for a protein of 480 amino acids. NCBI's taxonomy places the organism in Eukaryota, Fungi, Ascomycota, Eurotiomycetes, Chaetothyriales, Herpotrichiellaceae. The record is from RefSeq and is a predicted model, not a curated record.